Messenger RNA from Saitoella complicata NRRL Y-17804, 3423 nucleotides. RefSeq names its product alpha-mannosidase. NCBI's taxonomy places the organism in Eukaryota, Fungi, Ascomycota, Saitoellomycetes, Saitoellales, Saitoellaceae. The record is from RefSeq and is a predicted model, not a curated record. Gene Ontology annotation, molecular function: alpha-mannosidase activity; carbohydrate binding. Gene Ontology annotation, cellular component: fungal-type vacuole membrane. Gene Ontology annotation, biological process: mannose metabolic process; oligosaccharide catabolic process. The transcript has 12 exons. Bases 1 to 3423 code for a protein of 1140 amino acids.
AUGGGCGGUGAACGCUUUAAUCCAUCCUCCUCCGCCUACCCAACCCACUCCUUCGCCCCCAACCCCUCCUUCCCCAAGAUCCACAACCUCGACAUCGACCAUCUCCGUGCCUUCACCGCCAAUGGAGGUCAAUUCGAAGACUGCAACCUCCCGGCGAUGAUGUAUGAUUUCAGGAGUGAUGAGGAGAAAUAUAUCGAGUUGGAGGUUUGGAGUGCGCCGUUUGUGGGGGUGGGGCGGGAGAGGGAGAGUAGACCGUCGUUUGAUGAGGCGAUGAAGCGUGCUGAAUGGCGCAAGGCGCGUAAGGGAGAGCGUUUCGGUCCAAGUUGGUCAACUCACUGGUUCCGUAUCACCCUUCGCAACUUGGAUCAAAUCUUGCGGCACCCAGCCGCUGACCAGCACCUCGAGCUGCACUUUGACUGUGAAGGCGAAGGUGCGGUAUUCACCCCCGAGGGUCUUAUGCUCCAAGGUCUAACUGGCGGCGGCGGCGGCGAUCGCCGCGUCGAAUUCAUCCUCCCCGAAGCCUGGUGGUCCUCCUCCUCCUCCCCCACUUCCACCGAACGCAUCAUCUACAUCGAAGCCGCAAUGAACGGCAUGUUCGGCGUCCCCUGCGGCGACCAAAUCUCCCCUCCCGACCCAAACCGCUACUUCGAACUCCGCACCGCAGACAUCGUAGUCCCAAACAUGACCGCAUGGCGCCUGUUCUGGGAUUACACCAUUAUCGCGGAUUGUGCGCGCGAAUUGGGAGGGUGGGAGGGGGAGAAGGCGUUGGGUGUUGCUACGAAGAUUUUGGGGACGUUUAGGAGGGGGAAGAAGGAGUGUUUGGAGGAGUGUAGGGAGGUUGCGAGGGAGUUUUUGGGUGGGGGCGUUGAUGGAGCUGAGGUGUAUAGGGGGGAGGGGAAGGGGGAGCCGCUUGUGUUUGGGAUUGGGCAUUGUCAUAUUGAUACUGCCUGGCUUUGGCCGUUCGCUGAGACACGUCGGAAGAUUGCUCGUUCUUGGUCCACACAGAUCGACUUGAUCAAGAGGUACCCCGAACACCGCUUCACCGCCUCCUCCGCCCAACAAUACGCCUGGCUCAAAGAAGACCACUCCAGCCCCGGCGGCCUCUACCACCACCUCCGCGAGACCAUCCACUCUGGCGCAUUCACCCCCAUUGGCGGCACCUGGGUCGAAUGUGACACAAACAUGCCAAGCGGCGAAUCCCUCUGUCGCCAAUUCCUCCUCGGCCAACGCUUCUUCGAAAAAGAGUUUGGGAUUCGGUGUAAAGUUUUCUGGCUCCCGGAUACGUUUGGGUAUUCGAGUCAGUUGCCGCAGUUGUGUCGGUUGAGUGGGAUGAAGUAUUUCUUUACGCAGAAGUUGAGUUGGAAUAAUAUUAAUAAGUUUGUGUAUACGAGCUUUAAUUGGGUUGGGAUUGAUGGGUCUCAGGUUUUGUGUCAUAUGACACCGUCGGAGACGUAUAAUGCUCAAGCGCAUGUUGGCGACCUCAUUCGCUCUGUCACGCAACACAAGAACAAAGGCGAAGACCCCUCCUCUCUCCUCGUCUUCGGUAACGGCGAUGGCGGCGGCGGCCCUCUCGCCCAAAUGCUCGAAAAACUCCGUCGUUGCCGUGGAGUAUCCGACACCGUUGGCCGUCUUCCUCGCGUUUCUAUGGGUGGGUCUGUGGACCAGUUCUAUGAGAGGUUGGAGAAGAGAACGGAGGAGGGCAAGACGUUGCCGAAUUGGGUCGGUGAGUUGUAUUUUGAGUUGCAUCGCGGGACAUACACGAGUCAAGCGAAGACGAAGAAGGGGAAUAGGUUGAGUGAGUUCUUGUUGAGGGAUGUUGAGUUCUUCGCAAGUCUGGCUACGAUUUAUGACUCAAAGUACGAAUACCCGAAGAAGGAGAUUGAUGAGUGUUGGCAGAUGAUUUGCCUAUGUCAGUUCCAUGACGUGCUUCCGGGGUCGGCGAUUGAGAUGGUGUUUGACGAUGCAGCGGCAUUCCAUGCGCAGAUCUGGGAUCGCGGUCAAAGGAUGCUUGCGUCUGCAUUCAAGGUCCUCGGCAUGUCGUCUCACCCGAGCAAACACACUCCUCUCGCCGGUGUCAGUACCGUCGCUUGGCCGCGUACUGAGGUUGUUGAGGUUGAGGAGGAGAUCGCUACCAGUGUUGACAAGAGUGUCGUUUUUGAGCAGCAGAGUGGUAAGAAGUAUGUCGUUCUUAGCACCGAGAGCACGGCUGACAACAUCACAGUUGAGGAGGUGGAGAAGGGCAUCUUUGUGCUCAAUAACGGUGUCCUCCGCGUGAAGGUCGAAAACGGUCAUGUUACCAGUUUGUACGAUGUUGAAAUGGACCGCGAGGUUGUCGCCAAGGACGGGAAGGCGGGACGAUACGUUAUCUAUGAUGACCAACCGCUGUACUGGGAUGCUUGGGAUGUCGAAGUUUACCAUUUGACUGGUCCCCGCACGUAUCUCGAUGAGUGCAAGACAACGAUCGUCGAAGAGGGUCCCCUCCGCGCAUCUCUUCUCGUAGAAAGCAAGAUCAGCGAGCACUCCUGGAUCAAGACAACUAUCAGUCUGGACGCAGUGUUGUCCGGUGCCGAUUACACUCAUAAGACCACCUUCGAGAAGGCAUUGCCCAUGCUCAGCUUUGACGUUGAGGUGGAGUGGCAGGAGAGCCGUAGCUUCCUCAAGGUCGAAUUCCCUACUGACAUCCUCUGCGACACCGCCAGCUACGAAACCCAGUUCGGUAUCAACAAAAGACCCACGCACUUUAACACCAGCUGGGACGCGGCCAAGUUCGAGGUUGUCUGUCAUAAGUGGGCUGAUCUUUCGGAACAUGGUUACGGACUUUCAAUCCUCAACGACAGCAAAUACGGUUUCGCUACUCAUGGAUCGACCAUGCGUCUUUCACUCCUUCGUUCACCUAAGGCGCCAGAUGCACAUGCUGAUAUGGGUCGUCAUCACUUCCGUUACGCCAUGUUGCCUCACCGUGGGAGUAUCUCGCAAGCUGCGGUUGUCAGAGCCGGGUACAACUUCAACAACCCGUUGAGGUUGCGCUACGUUCCCGUCCAAGAUGAGAAGUUCGACAGCCUCAAAGACCUCUUGAAGAGUAUCUGGAUCGAGGGUGCUGAUAACGUGGUUCUUGAUACGAUCAAGAGGGCAGAGGACGAUACGGACGUUGUGGUCGCCGCCGGACACAGACCCACCUCCUGCAGUGGCACCAAGAACAAGUCUAUCGUUCUCAGGCUUUAUGAAGCGUACGGAGGAAAGACCAAGGUAAAGGUGGUGACGACGCUACCGGUGGUAAAGGCGACUGAAGUGAACCUUUUGGAAGACGAAAUCACUGUCCUGGACCACAAGAGAGCCAGGAUGGAUCACGUCACGUCUGUCGCUGUGGACUUCCCUAUGGGGGCGUUCGAGGUCAAAACUCUUAAGUUGGAACUAUCCUGGUAA